Messenger RNA from Macrobrachium nipponense, 915 nucleotides. RefSeq names its product membrane-associated protein Hem-like. The coding region runs from base 96 to 479 and encodes 127 amino acids. Gene Ontology annotation, cellular component: SCAR complex. Lineage: Eukaryota; Metazoa; Arthropoda; Malacostraca; Decapoda; Palaemonidae. Gene Ontology annotation, biological process: cell morphogenesis; cortical actin cytoskeleton organization; cell projection assembly. The transcript is spliced from 6 exons. The record is from RefSeq and is a predicted model, not a curated record.
ACACCCGUUGUGAAGUAGACCCAGCACUGGUACAUGUAUUGAGAACACACAAAAAUGAAGUCCCUGAUGAAGAAUUUGUUAGCACGUGUUUGUUGAUGGUAUUUGUAGCUGUAUCCAUUCCCAAGCUAGCUCGUAUGGAUAGUACGGUUUAUAAAACAGCAUAUGGUGCACAUGCAAAUAAUUCCCAUUGUUUGGCUCAGGCUGUGAAUACCCUGUUUGCAGCAUUAUUCACAUACUGUGGGAGAGCACAAGACAUUGAGGAGAGGUUGAAAGAAUUUUUGGCUUUAGCAUCAUCAAGUCUCCUUCGAUUGGGAAGAGAGAAUGAUAAAGAUGUCAUCAAGAAUCGAGAUGCUACAUAUAUUUUGCUACACCAAAUUGUUGUACAGUCUCCAUUCCUGACCAUGGAUCUCUUGGAGGCCUGCUUCCCAUAUGCCCUCAUUCGGAAUGCAUACCAUGCUGUUCAUAAGGCCGAGCAAUAACAUUCUUCUUCUUUGUUAGAUAUUAAUAAGAAAUGAAAGUAAUCUGACCUGAUUUUUAAGAAUGCUUUAUAUAUGAAAUUUUAGGUACUGUAUAUAUUAGUGUCCACAUUGCUUAUAUGUCCUUGUAGUAAUAAUUUAACCUUCCUUUGUUCUUUGUAUACCUUUAUGUAAUGUAAUUUAAGUAUGUAUCCCAAAGAAUGCUUUUGUUUUGAAAAUAGAACCCUUCAAAGAUGUUUAAGUUAGAUACAGUAGUUCAUCAGCUGACUUUAACUGGAUAUUGUUUAAACAAAUUAAUCUUUAUUUGAAUUUCUCUUUAUGUAAAAAUUAAUAGUUCAAAUGCUUCUUGCUUUUUUUUUUAUUGUACUUGCCGUUAGUGCAGUUUUCUAAGAAGUCAGCAUUUGAAUGUAUCCAACUGACAAAUAAAAAUUUUUAAAUA